Messenger RNA from Nycticebus coucang (slow loris), 1882 nucleotides. It is a transcript of the gene SH3BGRL, whose product is annotated as SH3 domain binding glutamate rich protein like. Gene Ontology annotation, cellular component: cytoplasm. The transcript has 4 exons. The coding region runs from base 226 to 570 and encodes 114 amino acids. Lineage: Eukaryota; Metazoa; Chordata; Mammalia; Primates; Lorisidae. The record is from RefSeq and is a predicted model, not a curated record.
CAAACAAGGACCCUGUGCCUUCCGGAGUUUGGGGCUGAGACUGUAGCUCUGGGAGUUCAGAGAAAGCAGCUAAGGGCGGAGGCGGGGCUCUGGCCAGUUUCCUUUUCUCCCUCCCCCACCCUCUUCUACCAACCUCUGUUUGGCUCCUAGCUCAAUCCCAGCCAUUGUGGAAGCAGCUUCACAGCCCUUUUCGAGACUCAAUCAACAGCAGCUGCUGAUCCCAGGAUGGUGAUCCGUGUAUAUAUUGCAUCUUCCUCUGGCUCUACUGCGAUUAAGAAGAAACAGCAAGAUGUGCUUGGUUUCUUAGAAGCCAACAAAAUAAGAUUCGAAGAAAAAGAUAUUGCAGCAAAUGAAGAGAAUCGGAAGUGGAUGAGAGAAAAUGUGCCUGCAAACCAUCGACCAGCCACAGGAUACCCCCUUCCACCUCAGAUUUUCAAUGAAAGCCAGUACCGUGGGGACUAUGAUGCCUUCUUUGAAGCCAGAGAAAAUAAUGCAGUGUAUGCCUUUUUAGGCUUAACAGCACCACCUGGUUCAAAGGAAGCAGAAGCCCAAGCAAAGAAGCAAGCAUGAGUUUUAAACAUUCUGCCUUAAGCAUCUUGAAAACUAGUCCCCAUUGCUCUUCUAAAGUAGCAGAAUUAUCUUGGCUUCAAAAAGGAUAGGCUUAAUGGUGAAACAAUAGAUUAAUUGGUGUUUUCAUAUGCUAAGAACACAAAUGAAUAUAUAAUUAAAAUGUAUUAAAAUGUGAGCAUUAUGAUGAUGAGAAUGAGAAAUGAACAUAAAAUUUUAGUAGGUAUAGUGCAAUAAUGUUAUCUGCCAGAGCAUUUUAUGUACAUUACUCAUUUUAUAAGAAAACACCCUUAACCUUUUUUUUUGUAUUCAUAUCUGCAGCUCAGUAUUGAGGAGUUUUAAAAGGAGAUAGGGAAGAGAGAAAUAAUCUGUCACUUAUACCAAAAUAACCUCAUUAAUUUUAAUGAACACAAAUAUGUACCUUUUUUGAUGUCAUGUUGUUAUGAUUAAAACUACUUGCAGGUAAUUGUUUAUAAUAUGUUAAGCACUGUAAUUUCCUGUAGUAAAUAUAACAUUCCCAUUCUUUUGUAGAUGAAACUUUGGCGUUCUGAACCACAAGUUUUCCAGGCUUCUAAAUGUAGCCUUUAAUUGCAUAUUUCAGUGAUAAGAAUAGAUGACUGCCUACCCCCCCAAAAAAAAAUCAAGCCAUGCAUUCAUUGAAAAUUUCCUUAUUUAACUACACAGCUAAGAUGGAAUUAGGUCUCUGAGUUCUUCCCCUCGUAAAAUACACACAUGUAUAUUGUGGAAAUGGAUAAGUAGGUUAAAAAUGGCAUGCUCUUCAAUGAGCUCAAACCUUUUGUUUAUUAUAAAAUAGGUUGGCAGUCUCUGCCCAGGAUAGUUUUCCUUGGGUUUUCUUUGAAUAAAUCUUAGUGAUCCCUCCCCCCUGUAAAAUAGCUUGUGAUCAUGAAGGUCAUUAUUUCUAAGAUAUCUGAUCACUUGAUUUCAGUUUAGGCAUAUAUUGUAUGAGUACAUUAAUCAAAACAAAGAGAAUAUUUUAAUGCAUCUAUUCCGGCAAAAACACAAGUAACAAAUAAAAAGGGCAACUUUUAAAAUAGUAGUUCUAAACACUUCUAAAAAGACAAGAAACAUGUCCUAAAUCACUUACACAGAAGAUAUAUAUAUAUAUAUAUACACACACACACGCAUGCACAUACUAUUUUAUUACUAAAAGUAAACACCUUUUACUUUACUUUAUUGUACCUGUUGUAUGCAAGUCUGUAUUCUUAGCCAAAAUCAACUUAAAAUGAAGAUAUGGCUUUGUUUACUGAAAUUCAAACUUGAUGUGAUGCUUUAAAAUAAACUUAAUACUUUUAGA